This is a messenger RNA of Glycine soja, 3515 nucleotides long. RefSeq names its product ATPase 9, plasma membrane-type-like. Gene Ontology annotation, molecular function: ATP hydrolysis activity; P-type proton-exporting transporter activity; ATP binding. Gene Ontology annotation, cellular component: plasma membrane. The transcript has 9 exons. Bases 396 to 3245 code for a protein of 949 amino acids. The record is from RefSeq and is a predicted model, not a curated record. Lineage: Eukaryota; Viridiplantae; Streptophyta; Magnoliopsida; Fabales; Fabaceae. Gene Ontology annotation, biological process: regulation of intracellular pH; proton export across plasma membrane.
GAAAGGUAAUGAAAUGAAUUGCCACGUGCGAGAGCCCAUCGAAGCGCAUGACUGGGAACAGCACGAGUCCCGCUGCUUGGCUAUUUUGGAACACCACGUGUUACAAAAUAAAAAAUAAAAAAUAAAAGAAAGAAGAGAAAGAGAAGAGACCGAGUUUGUUAGUGAACGAGUGGGGAUGAGUGAUUUUAGUACAGAGAGAAUUGUAAGGAGAAACUCUCACUCACACACCAGAGAGAAUAAUGAAUCAUCAUCCGUCCUCUCUUCCUCCUUUCCUUAUUAUAUAUACACGUACUUUGACACUUUUUUUCUUGAACUAACUAACUUACUUCUUUCUCUCUCUCUCUUUAUUUCUUUGAAUCGAAACUAGUAAUCAUAAUAACAGUUAGAGAUCCAACAUGGGAAGUCUCGAAAACAUCAAGAACGAGACAGUUGAUCUCGAGCGGAUACCUGUUGAUGAAGUGUUCCGAGAACUGAACUGUUCGAAGGAAGGUCUCUCAAAUGAGGAAGGCCAAAAGAGGUUGCAAGUUUUUGGACCCAACAAGUUGGAAGAAAAGAAGGAAAGCAAGUUGCUGAAAUUCUUGGGUUUUAUGUGGAACCCUCUCUCAUGGGUGAUGGAAGCCGCCGCCAUCAUGGCAAUUGUAUUGGCAAACGGAGGGGGUGAGCCACCGGACUGGCAGGACUUUGUGGGAAUCAUGGUGUUGCUAGUAGUGAACUCAACGAUCAGUUUUAUAGAAGAAAACAACGCGGGGAAUGCUGCUGCAGCGUUGAUGGCAGGGCUUGCUCCGAAAACGAAGGUUUUGAGAGAUGGAAGGUGGUCAGAGGAGGAGGCUUCAAUACUGGUACCGGGAGACAUAAUCAGCAUCAAAUUAGGAGACAUAAUCCCAGCUGAUGCUCGUCUCUUGGAAGGAGAUCCCCUCAAGAUCGAUCAAUCCGCACUCACCGGCGAGUCCUUGCCUACAACCAAGCACCCUGGCGAUGAAAUCUUCUCCGGCUCCACCGUCAAGCAAGGAGAGAUUGAGGCCGUCGUCAUCGCCACUGGGGUCCACACCUUCUUCGGCAAGGCUGCUCAUUUGGUCGACAGCUGCAACCAAGUUGGCCAUUUCCAGAAGGUCUUGACAGCCAUUGGUAACUUCUGCAUUUGCUCCAUUGCUGUUGGCAUGAUCAUUGAGAUUGUUGUCAUGUAUCCAAUUCAGCACCGCAAGUAUAGGAGUGGAAUUAACAAUCUCCUGGUUCUCCUCAUCGGAGGGAUUCCCAUUGCCAUGCCAACAGUGUUGUCGGUCACAAUGGCCAUCGGUUCCCACAGGCUGUCGGAGCAAGGUGCUAUCACCAAGAGGAUGACGGCCAUUGAGGAGAUGGCUGGAAUGGAUGUUUUGUGCAGUGACAAGACUGGCACUCUCACACUCAACAAGCUUACGGUAGACAAGAAUUUGAUUGAGGUUUUCGCAAGAGAUGCCGACAAGGAUACAGUGAUGUUGCUUGGAGCUAGGGCCUCCAGGGUCGAGAACCAAGAUGCCAUUGAUGCUUGCAUUGUUGGGAUGUUGGGCGAUCCAAAGGAGGCCAGAGAUGGGAUCAAAGAGGUGCAUUUCCUACCCUUUAAUCCAGUGGACAAGCGCACCGCCAUAACAUACAUAGACACUGAGGGUAACUGGCACCGAGUAAGCAAAGGUGCACCUGAGCAGAUUAUCGAGCUUUGCAAGCUUCGGGAAGAUGUCAAGAAGAAGGCUCUUUCCAUCAUUGAUAAGUUUGCUGAUCGCGGUCUUCGUUCCCUUGCUGUUGCCAAACAAGAAGUGCCAGAAAAAAGUAAGGAGAGUGCAGGAGGACCGUGGACGUUUGUUGGUUUGCUGCCACUUUUUGACCCACCAAGGCAUGACAGUGCUGAGACCAUAAGGCGUGCUCUCAAUCUGGGAGUGAACGUUAAGAUGAUCACUGGUGAUCAACUUGCUAUUGGUAAAGAAACUGGUCGCAGGCUUGGCAUGGGAAGCAACAUGUACCCUUCUUCCUCUCUCCUUGGUGAGCACAAGGAUGAGUCCAUUGCUGGCCUUCCAGUCGAUGAGCUUAUUGAGAAGGCUGAUGGCUUUGCCGGUGUCUUCCCUGAGCACAAGUAUGAGAUUGUGAAGAGACUUCAAGAUAGGAAGCACAUAUGUGGGAUGACAGGAGACGGUGUGAACGAUGCUCCUGCGCUGAAAAGGGCUGACAUUGGAAUUGCUGUGGCGGAUGCAACCGAUGCAGCUCGAGGUGCUUCUGACAUUGUCCUGACGGAGCCUGGCUUGAGUGUGAUUGUGAGUGCAGUGUUGACAAGCAGAGCCAUCUUCCAGAGAAUGAAGAACUAUACCAUAUAUGCUGUCUCUAUAACAAUCCGAAUAGUGUUGGGCUUUAUGCUGCUUGCUCUCAUCUGGAAGUUUGACUUCUCACCUUUUAUGGUUUUGAUCAUUGCCAUACUCAAUGAUGGCACCAUCAUGACCAUUUCCAAGGAUAGGGUCAAGCCAUCUCCUGUGCCAGAUUCAUGGAAGCUCAGAGAGAUUUUUGUUACUGGAAUUGUGCUUGGUACCUACCUCGCUGUCAUGACUGUUGUCUUCUUCUGGGCUGCUCAUGCAUCUGAUUUUUUCUCGGAUAAAUUUGGCGUGAGAUCCAUCAGGGAGAACUACAGUGAGCUCACAGCAGCUGUUUACCUUCAAGUGAGUAUUGUAAGUCAGGCUCUUAUCUUUGUUACUCGGUCAAGGAGCUGGUCUUAUGUUGAACGUCCUGGCAUGUUUCUUCUUGUUGCCUUUUUCAUAGCACAACUGAUUGCCACGGUGAUAGCUGUGUAUGCAAACUGGGAAUUUGCAAAGAUGAAAGGGAUUGGAUGGGGUUGGGCUGGUGUCAUUUGGCUCUACAGCAUUAUUUUCUACAUACCCAUGGAUAUACUCAAGUUCAUCAUCCGAUAUGCAUUGACUGGGAAGGCAUGGAAUAAUAUAACUGAGAAUAGGGUUGCUUUCACCACAAAGAAGGAUUAUGGAAAGGGAGAGAGAGAAGCACAAUGGGCUGCAGCACAACGCACAUUGCAUGGCCUGAAUCCACCUGAAACGGAGGAAAUGUUGAAUGAAAAGAACAACUACAGGGAAUUGUCCGAACUUGCAGAACAAGCCAAGAAGCGUGCUGAAGUUGCAAGGCUAAGGGAGCUUCACACACUUAAAGGCCAUGUUGAGUCUGUCGUCAAACUCAAGGGACUUGACAUUGAGACAAUGCAGCAACACUACACCGUUUGAGUGCUUGCUGCUACUGGAACAUAGGUUUAGAAGACAAAAUAAAAGGAGAGAAAUAGACAUUUUUAUUACAUUGCCCUUCAUGACGUCUCAAAUCUCAUUUGGAUUUUGAAGAAUGCCAGGGGCUCUAGAAUAAUAUCCAACACUUCGAGAUUGUGCAACACAGUCCAUGGUUGGGGAGGUUUUUUUUUUUUUCUUUUUGCCGAUGUUAUCAUCAAUUUGUCUUAUCUUUUUGUUCUAGAAUAAUCAAUCAAUGAAGAUUUCCUUUCUUCA